AUGACUAAGACAGAUUACAAGUUGAUCGCUAAAUCUUAUCUUAUCUCGUCAACUGGCCUUUUCAUUUCUUCCACAACAAUGCUCAUUUUCUCUGUAUUCAAGACCCUGACUGACCAGCAGGUUACCGUCGAGCUCAAGAAUGACCUCUCGAUAACCGGCGUACUCAAAUCUGUUGACCAGUUUUUAAACAUUCGUUUGGAUAAUAUCCAGGUCUUGGAUCCAGCCAGGCAUCCACACAUGAUGGCAGUGAAAAACUGUUUUAUUCGUGGCUCCGUCGUUCGUUAUGUGCAGCUGCCUGGGGAAAAUGUUGAUACUCAACUGCUCGAGGAUGCAACGCGACGAGAGGCUCAGGCACAAGCCAAGCGGUAG
Molecule: messenger RNA, 369 nt
Organism: Guyanagaster necrorhizus
Lineage: Eukaryota; Fungi; Basidiomycota; Agaricomycetes; Agaricales; Physalacriaceae
Product: Sm-like ribonucleoprotein
Exons: 5
Coding region: 1-369 (122 amino acids)
Biological process (GO): mRNA splicing, via spliceosome
Cellular component (GO): P-body; U4/U6 x U5 tri-snRNP complex; catalytic step 2 spliceosome
Molecular function (GO): RNA binding
Source: RefSeq, a predicted model, not a curated record